CAAGUACAACUUUGCUGAACCUUUGACAGAUUUAUAGGAAUGACGCAGGCGGUAGAGACCAUGAAGCGACAAUGGGGUCACGGGGUUACCUUUAUCCUGAUGGUACACCUGUGGAUACCUGGAGAAGCCUGUCCCUAUGGUUUUUACGGCCCCGGAUGCUUCUUUCCAUGUUCCGGAAACUGCAGAAACAACUCCACCUGUAAUUCUACAUCCGGGUUGUGCGACAAUGGCUGUAAAAUAGACUACGUUGGGCCUUCGUGCGUCGAAAAAAUUGCUAGUUUUUCUGUACCGAAAGCGGCUGCCUUUGCCAUUGCUGCUGUCGCAUUGUGUGUCGCCAUCACCGCGAUCGCAUUACCCCUUGUUCUCUACUACCGGUCCAAAUACAUUGGUCGACACAGACAAAAGACUAGGAGAAACCCAUUAUCAAGAGUGCUGACUUUAAAUAAAAGAGGUUCUAUUUUCAUGCCUUCCGACAUACAGAUCAUGAAAAUGAAAUCUCGGCAAAGUCUCGCCGUCAGCAAUGGCGGGUUUGUUCCGCGAGAUCUCGCCAUCAAUGAACUGGCCAAUCUACUGAGAUACGACAAAGUCGACGGGUAUGAAGAACUCAAUCGAGAAUAUCAGGUGGUUCCGGUGGGAGAGCAGAGCCAUCUACAAUGUUCGGUGUCCAGACAGCGAGAGAACCAGUUUAAGAACAGAGCGGAAAUCACCCUGCCGUACGACCAUUCAAGGGUAAAACUGGAGAGAACAGCGUCCGAUUAUAUUAAUGCCAGCUAUAUAGAGAUGGCUGAAGAUUUUCGUUGCAUUGCGUCCCAAGGGCCAUUGGAAGGUACAGUGGCGGAUCACUGGACAAUGAUUUGGCAGGAGCGGGUCUCUGUUGUAGUCAUGCUGACAAACCUCAUGGAAGACGAUACAGAAAAGUGUUAUCCGUACUGGUAUCCUAAAGGCAAAGUAUUGUUGGCUGAUUCUCUCUCUAUCAAUGUACUCCACGAGAAGGUGUAUGCGUUUUACACGACCAGAAAUAUUAAGAUUGAAGACAGAGAAACAAAGGAGUGCCGACUGCUGUGUCAUUUCCAAUUCACAAGAUGGACGGACCGUGAUAUCCCCUACCCCUCUGAGUUGGUCCAGUUUUACCGGACAGUAAGACGUGCCCACGAUGCUCAGCCUAAGUCCACACUGCUAGUUCACUGCAGUGACGGAGGGGGUAGAACGGGGACCUAUAUUGCCUUGGACAAACUUCACAGAGCGGGGCGGAGGAACGGUAAAGUCAACGUGGCAAAGUGUCUCACGGAGAUGUGUGAGCAGCGGAUGAAUAUAGUGGAGAAUGUGGAACAGUAUAUUUUACUCUACCAUACGCUAUGGGAGUCUUUCCAUCAGCAUGCCAACCUUAUCAGGAAAGAAAAUCUCAGACGGACCUUUACAGAAGAUAUGGCGAAACCCAUCAGACAGAAUAACAUUUGGAAGGAAUUCUGUGAAUUGAUGUCUGUGAAGCCAAUCUAUGAGGACAGCAUUAAAUCCACUGGCCACGCCAAUAUCGGUCUUAACCUUUUACCCAGUGUCUUGCCAGUUGAUGAAUUCCGGGUGGUACUUUCCUCAGACAACCAAUGUGAUUAUUAUAAUGCCGUCAUUUUUUCGACGAUUACUGACUACAGAGGACUAAUCGCCGCCCAGUACCCCGGGGACAGCACGGCGGGGAGUCUGGUACGUCUGUUGAUGGAACAGAGGUCCCCAGUGGUGGUCACCAUUCACCCCCUUAUAGAACUCCACUCGACCCCAUUGUGGUAUCCAGAAGUGACGUCAGAGUUGACGCCCUUUAAAAUCCAGCGGAUCUCGUCCAGCAAUGUGACUGGUGAAAUCCAACAGGCGGCGCUGCUGAUAGAAAAUACACAAAACCACGAAUCACAUCGGGUGCACGUGCUGGAAAUAAUGUCCUGGUCAGCAAAGAAUAUCAUACCUGGGGAUACAGGUAUUGUAGCGACCGUCGUUAAGGAGGCUCGUGACAUCCGGGCACAAGAGGGAAACGGACCAAUCACUGUCAUGUCUUUUGACGGCGCGGCGGGCUGCGGUGUCUUUAUCGCCGCUUAUAACGCAACAGAACAGCUGGCGGUGGACGGGGCGGUGAACUUGUUCAGUGUGGUUCACGACAUUCACAUCAGACGACCGGAAAUGAUCACAACAAUGGACGAGUACGAAUUUUGUUACCGCGUGGUGGCGGGACUAUGAAGUCUGCAAUCGCAACUUCUCGGGCCUUUCCGGCAAGCUCGGAAAAACACCUCGAAUGUAUUAACAUCACCGGAUGUUAGAAUUUUAUACAAAAUGGAGUCGCUUCCCAUUAAAAUAAGUAUCGGCUAGACAGUCUUGUAUGUCGCUUCUGUGUUAUAUUUUAGUGUAUAUCAUUUACUUUAAUGAAGUGUAGCUCACAUCUCAACAGAUCGUAAAAUGUGUUCUAUUUAUUUCAAGUUUUACAAAAAGGGGGGUUGUCAUGGACGCCUAGGUAAUAUU
Messenger RNA from Magallana angulata, 2499 nucleotides. RefSeq names its product receptor-type tyrosine-protein phosphatase epsilon-like. Gene Ontology annotation, molecular function: protein tyrosine phosphatase activity. NCBI's taxonomy places the organism in Eukaryota, Metazoa, Mollusca, Bivalvia, Ostreida, Ostreidae. Gene Ontology annotation, biological process: protein dephosphorylation. The coding region runs from base 40 to 2220 and encodes 726 amino acids. The record is from RefSeq and is a predicted model, not a curated record. The transcript has 20 exons.